Echinops telfairi (small Madagascar hedgehog) is the source of this 6024-nucleotide messenger RNA. It is a transcript of the gene PLXNA3, whose product is annotated as plexin A3. The coding region runs from base 1 to 5112 and encodes 1703 amino acids. Gene Ontology annotation, biological process: positive regulation of axonogenesis; semaphorin-plexin signaling pathway involved in axon guidance; regulation of GTPase activity. The record is from RefSeq and is a predicted model, not a curated record. Gene Ontology annotation, molecular function: semaphorin receptor activity; protein binding. Lineage: Eukaryota; Metazoa; Chordata; Mammalia; Afrosoricida; Tenrecidae. The transcript has 30 exons. Gene Ontology annotation, cellular component: semaphorin receptor complex.
AUGCUCCUGGUCGACCUCCUCUUGCUGCUCCUCCUCGCCCUGGAGGGGGUCGGGGGCAGCGGCAGGCCUUUCCGUGCCUUCACGGUGACUGACACCACCCUCACCCACCUGGCUAUGCACCGGGUGACCGGUGAGGUGUUCGUGGGUGCAGUGAACCGUGUCUUCAAGUUGGCCCCCAACCUGACUGAGCUGCGUGCCCACGUCACGGGCCCCGUCGAGGACAAUGCCCGCUGCUACCCACCCCCCAGCAUGCGGGUCUGCGCCCAUAGCCUGGCCCCUGCGGACAAUGUCAACAAGCUGCUGCUCAUCGACUACGCAGCCCGGCGCCUGGUGGCCUGUGGCAGCAUCUGGCAAGGCGUCUGCCAGUUCCUGCGGCUGGACGACCUGUCCAAGCUGGGUGAGCCGCACCGCCGAAAGGAGCAUUACUUAUCAGGGGCCCCGGAGCCCGACGCCAUGGCAGGUGUCAUUGUGGAGCAGGGCCAGGGGCCCAGCAAACUCUUUGUGGGCACCGCCGUGGAUGGCAAGUCCGAGUACUUCCCCACCCUGAGCUCCCGCAAGCUGCUGGGCGACGAGGACAAUGUCGACAUGUUCAGUCUGGUCUACCAGGAUGAGUUCGUCUCCUCCCAGAUCAAGAUCCCCUCAGACACACUCUCCCUGUACCCUGCCUUCGACAUCUACUACAUCUAUGGCUUUGUCAGCGCUUCCUUCGUGUACUUCCUGACCCUGCAGCUGGACACUCAGCAGACGCUCCUGGACACGGCUGGCGAGAAGUUCUUCACCUCCAAGAUUGUGCGCAUGUGCGCCGGGGACUCAGAGUUCUACUCGUACGUCGAGUUCCCCAUCGGCUGCUCCUGGCACGGCGUGGAGUACCGCCUGGUACAGAGCGCCCACCUGGCCAAGCCGGGCCUGCUGCUGGCGCAGGCGCUGGGCGUGCCGGCCGACGAGGAUGUCCUGUUCACCGUCUUCUCCCAGGGCCAGAAGAACCGUGCCAGCCCACCACGGCAGACGCUCCUCUGUCUCUUCACCCUCCGCAGCAUCAACGCCCACAUCCGCCGCCGCAUCCAGUCCUGCUACCGCGGGGAGGGCACGUUGGCCCUGCCCUGGCUCCUCAACAAGGAGCUCCCCUGCAUCAACACCCCCAUGCAGAUCAAUGGAAACUUCUGUGGGCUGGUGUUGAACCAGCCCCUGGGAGGCCUGCAUGUGAUUGAGGGGCUGCCGCUGCUGGCCGACAACACCGAGGGCAUGGCCAGUGUGGCUGCCUACACCUACCACCAGCACUCAGUGGUCUUCAUUGGCACACGCAGCGGCAGUCUGAAGAAGGUGCGGGUUGAUGGCUCCCAGGAUGCCCACCUCUAUGAGACAGUCCCUGUGGUUGACGGCAGCCCCAUCCUUCGAGAUCUGCUCUUCAGCCCUGACCACCAGUACAUCUACCUCCUGAGUGAGAAGCAGGUAAGCCAGCUCCCAGUGGAGACCUGUGAGCAGUACCUGAGCUGUGCCGCUUGCCUGGGCUCCCGGGACCCACACUGUGGCUGGUGUGUGCUGCAGCACAGGUGCUGCCGAGAAGGGGCCUGCCCGGGUGCCUCUGCCCCUCAUGGCUUUGCUCAGGAGUUGAGCAAGUGUGUCCAGGUGCGGGUUCGGCCCAACAAUGUGUCGGUGACGUCGCUGGGGGUGCAGCUGACGGUCGCUGUGCACAAUGUGCCUGACCUGAGUGCGGGCGUUAGCUGUGCCUUCGAAGAGGUGACCACAAGCGAAGCUGUCCUGCUGCCCUCGGGCGAGCUGCGCUGUCCCUCACCCUCCUUCCAGGAGCUCUGGGUGCUCACCAGGGGGCAUGGGGCUGCCCGCACCGUGCGGCUGCAGUUGCUCUCCCUGGAGACGGGUGUACGCUUCGCCGGGGCCGACCUCGUCUUUUACAACUGCAGCAGCCUCCAGUCGUGCAUGUCCUGCGUCGGCAGCCCUUACCCUUGCCACUGGUGUAAGUACAACCACAUGUGCACCAACCACCCCCACGAGUGCUCUUUCCAGGAGGGCAGGGUCCACAGCCCGGAGGGCUGCCCUGAGAUCCUGCCUGGCGGGGACCUCCUGAUCCCUGUUGGCGUUGUGCAGCCGCUCACUCUGCGGGCCAAGAACCUGCCGCAGCCUCAGUCAGGCCAGAAGAACUACGAGUGUGUGGUCCGCGUGCAGGGCCGGCAGCAGCGUGUGCCCGCCGUGCGCUUCAACAGCAGCAGCGUGCAGUGUCAGAACGCGUCGUAUUCAUACGACGGUGAUGAGUAUGGGGACACAGAGCUGGACUUCUCUGUGGUCUGGGAUGGAGAUUUUCCCAUUGACAAACCUUCCAGCUUCCGAGCCCUCCUGUACAAGUGCUGGGCGCAGCGCUCAAGCUGCGGCCUCUGCCUCAAGGCCGAUCCCCGCUUCAACUGUGGCUGGUGCAUCUCAGAACACAAGUGCCAGCUGCGUGCCCACUGCCCGGCCCCCAAAGCUAAUUGGAUGCACCCGAGCCAGAAGAGCCCUCGCUGCAGUCACCCUCGGAUCACGCAGGUCCACCCACUCAUGGGCCCCAAGGAGGGGGGCACUCGGGUCACCAUCGUGGGUGAGAACCUGGGCCUCAGCUCUCGGGAGCUAGACCUGUGGGUGGCUGGCGUGCGCUGCAAUGCUGUGGCCACCGAAUAUGUCCGUGCCGAGAGGGUCGUGUGUGAAAUGGAAGAGUCGCUGGUGCCCAGCCCACCGCCAGGGCCUGUGGAGCUGUGUGUUGGCGAGUGCUCAGCCGACUUCCGCACACUGUCGGAGCAGCUCUACACCUUCGUGACCCCCACCUUCCAUGGCGUGAGCCCAGGCCGGGGCCCAGCGGCGGGGGGUACACGGCUCACCAUCACAGGCAGCUCUCUAGAUGCCGGCAGCCAGGUCACAGUGACUGUGCGAGACGGCGAGUGCCAGUUUGUGAGGAGAGACGCCAAGUCCAUCAUCUGCCUCUCGCCGCUCUCCACCCAAGGCCCCAGCCAGGCCCUCAUCACCCUCGCCAUCGACCGUGCCAGCAUCUCUAGUCCCGGCGUCAUCUACACCUACACCCAAGACCCCACAGUCACACGCCUUGAGCCAACUUGGAGUAUCAUCAAUGGCAGCACUGCCAUCACCGUAAGUGGGACUCAUCUGCUGACAGUCCAGGAGCCCCGGGUCCGUGCCAAGUACCGGGGCAUUGAGACCACCAAUACGUGCCAGGUGAUCAAUGACACAGCCAUGCUGUGCAAGGCGCCUGGCAUUUUUCUGGGGCGGCCACAGCCGAGGGCCCAAGGAGAGCACCCUGACGAGUUCGGCUUCCUGCUGGACCACGUGCAGACGGCACGCUCCCUCAACCGCUCUGCCUUCACCUACUACCCCGACCCUAGCUUCGAGCCCCUAGGGCCCUCCGGUGUCUUGGACGUCAAACCUGGCUCCCAUGUGGUGCUGAAGGGCAAGAACUUGAUUCCCGCUGCAGCAGGCAGCUCCCGCCUCAACUACACGGUGCUGAUUGGUGGCCAGCCGUGCGCGCUGACCGUCUCGGACACGCAGCUCCUGUGCGACUCACCCAGCCAGCUGGGCCGGCAGCCUGUCAUGGUGCUGGUGGGCGGCCUGGAAUUCUGGCUGGGCACGCUGCACAUCACGGCCGAGCGCGCACUGCCCCUGCCAGCCGUGGUGGGUCUGGCGGGCACGGGCCUGAGCACUCCCGGCUGCUUUCAUCCUAGGACGGAGUCAGUGGCCGAGAAGAUGCUCACUAACUGGUUCACGUUCCUGCUGCACAAGUUCCUGAAGGAAUGUGCCGGGGAGCCCCUCUUCCUGCUCUACUGUGCCAUCAAGCAGCAGAUGGAGAAGGGCCCCAUCGAUGCCAUCACCGGGGAGGCGCGCUACUCACUGAGUGAGGACAAGCUCAUUCGGCAGCAAAUCGACUACAAAACGCUGACCCUGCACUGUGUGUGCCCAGAGAGUGAGGGCAGCACCCAAGUUCCUGUGAAGGUUCUCAACUGCGACAGCAUCACCCAGGCCAAAGACAAGCUGCUGGAUACCGUAUAUAAGGGCGUCCCCUACUCUCAGCGCCCCAAAGCCGAGGACAUGGACCUGGAAUGGCGCCAGGGCCGAAUGGCCCGCAUCAUUCUCCAGGACGAGGAUGUCACCACCAAGAUCGAAUGUGAUUGGAAGAGAGUCAACUCACUGGCCCACUACCAGGUGACAGAUGGCUCCUUGGUGGCACUGGUGCCCAAACAAGUAUCUGCCUACAACAUGGCCAACUCUUUUACCUUCACUCGCUCCCUCAGCCGCUACGAGAGCCUGCUGCGCACAGCCAGCAGCCCCGACAGCCUGCGCUCUCGGGCGCCCAUGAUCACGCCCGACCAGGAGACAGGCACCAAGCUGUGGCACCUGGUGAAGAACCACGAUCACCUGGACCAGCGUGAGGGCGACCGUGGAAGCAAGAUGGUCUCUGAGAUUUACCUGACGCGGCUGCUGGCCACCAAGGGCACACUGCAGAAGUUUGUGGACGACCUCUUUGAGACCGUGUUUAGCACGGCUCACCGCGGCUCAGCGCUGCCAUUGGCUAUCAAGUACAUGUUCGACUUCCUGGAUGAGCAGGCCGACCAGCGGCAGAUCAGCGACCCCGACGUGCGGCACACCUGGAAGAGCAACUGCCUGCCGCUGAGGUUCUGGGUGAACGUGAUCAAGAACCCGCAGUUCGUGUUCGACAUCCACAAGAGCAGCAUCACGGACGCCUGCCUCUCGGUGGUGGCGCAGACCUUCAUGGACUCGUGCUCCACGUCCGAGCACCGGCUGGGCAAGGACUCGCCCUCCAACAAGCUGCUCUACGCCAAGGACAUCCCCAGCUACAAGAGCUGGGUGGAAAGGUACUACCGGGACAUUGCCAAGAUGGCAUCCAUCAGUGACCAGGACAUGGACGCCUACCUAGUGGAGCAGUCCCGCCUGCACGCCAGUGACUUCAACGUCCUGAGUGCCCUCAGUGAGCUCUACUUCUACGUCACCAAGUACCGCCAGGAGAUUCUGAGCGCCCUGGACCGAGACGCCGCUUGUCGGAAGCACAAGUUGCGCCAGAAGCUGGAACAGAUCAUCAACCUUGUGUCCAGCAACAGUUGAGGGUGCAGAAGUCGGGUGAGGAGGGGGCUUCCCAGUCCUGAGCCAGCCUCUCUCCAUGGGGCGGGGGUGGGGGCUCAUGCCUGGACCCCAGGUUGACACCUGCAGCGGGUGCAUGGGGGAUGCAAUGGACUAAUCUGCCCCCAGCCACCUGGGCCCCCUUCACUAGUGCCUUGCUUUGGGCCCUGGGGGGGAGAGGGAGGGCAGUGGAAAGAGGACCAAGCCCCCCAUCCCAGCAGCAGUAGCAGCAAUACCCCCACCCUCCUGCCCUGGUCCCAGGUGUGGCAAUAGCCCCUGCCCUCCUUCCUAUUUAUACCCCAAACACCUAUUUAUUUAAUUUAACUCCUCACUGUUUCCAUCUGUGAACAUGUGCCCCUCCUGGGAUAUGGCCCACCUCACCCACCUUCCUCUCCACCUGUCCUGGGUUUCUUGUGACAUUGCCAGCCGUGACCCAGCCCCUGGGACUUGUCUUUGCAAUGGCUGGCCCCAACCCCCUGGAAGGGGGUCCCGGCCCUAGCCAAAGCUCGCUGUGCUGAGGGUCCUGGCCCACUGGCCCCAGCUCCCCUCCACGCGUGACAGGAGGCAGACGCUGUUCUGAGGGGCCUGUUCUCUCUGAGCGGCAGGAGAGCAAGAACCAGGCCAGUGCUGGCAGACCUGGGCCUGAGGGCGCAGGGGGGCUUGCUCCUCCUGGCCCGCUGCCAAACGCCCUGGGUGUUGUCUGCACUGGCUGACACCCGGCCCUCUCGGCUGCCCUGUCCUGCGCCCGCCCCGAGGGGACGAGGCGGCAGUGCCUUACUCCUCCAUGUCUUCUGACCGUCUGUGGCCCAGAUCCCAGUCUUCUUCUCUCGGGUUGCAUGAUGUUUUCUUUGUUCGUGGAAUGGUUUCCUUUUGCUAAGUAAAUGUUGGGAAAAUGGA